Messenger RNA from Harmonia axyridis, 743 nucleotides. RefSeq names its product 60S ribosomal protein L11 (gene RpL11). Gene Ontology annotation, biological process: translation. The coding region runs from base 112 to 678 and encodes 188 amino acids. Gene Ontology annotation, cellular component: ribosome; cytosolic large ribosomal subunit. Gene Ontology annotation, molecular function: RNA binding; structural constituent of ribosome. The record is from RefSeq and is a predicted model, not a curated record. NCBI's taxonomy places the organism in Eukaryota, Metazoa, Arthropoda, Insecta, Coleoptera, Coccinellidae. The transcript is spliced from 4 exons.
AGAAGACGAACGUUUAUGAUUCCUAACCUACGUUUGUUCUUUUAUUUCUUUCUGUGUACAAUUCUGAAAGUCCAGUAGUGUGUGCGCUGUCUAAAUUCUUUUAACGCAAAGAUGGCGCCCGUAGCAGCAACAAAAAAGAAGGAAGAGGUUAAGGAUAAGUCGAAGAACCCCAUGAGGGAUCUUCAUAUCCGAAAACUAUGUUUGAAUAUCUGUGUAGGAGAAUCUGGUGAUAGGUUAACUCGUGCAGCCAAAGUGUUGGAACAACUUACUGGACAACAACCUGUAUUUUCAAAAGCUAGAUAUACCGUCAGGUCUUUUGGUAUCAGGAGGAAUGAAAAAAUUGCUGUGCAUUGUACAGUCAGAGGCCCUAAAGCAGAAGAAAUUUUGGAGAGGGGACUCAAAGUUAGGGAAUAUGAAUUGAGACGAGACAAUUUCUCAGCAUCCGGUAACUUUGGAUUUGGCAUCCAAGAACACAUUGAUCUUGGUAUCAAAUAUGACCCAAGCAUAGGAAUUUAUGGUCUUGAUUUCUACGUAGUAUUGGGACGUCCAGGAUUCAAUGUAGCCCACAGAAGAAGGAAACAAGGCAAAGUAGGAGCACCCCACAGACUAACCAAGGAAGAUGCCAUGAAAUGGUUCCAACAGAAAUAUGAUGGUAUCAUUUUAGGAAGUAAGAAGUGAGCAGUAAUCACAUUUAUAAUUUAAAAUAAUUGUAAUUACUGUUUAAUAAAAAUCCAAAAAAAAAU